UAGUUUCACUGGGAACAAAAUUAACUGCUGCACUGACAUUUAGCAUGUCAACCUUAUUGAAUAAGAACAUUUAGCAUGAAUGGAAACUGGAUGCGAAUGAGCUUGCUAUCAUUUUGAGUGGACUGGUGAAAACUAGUCAAUUUAAACUGGGGAUAUAAACCAUACUAAGUUAUUUAAAUAUAAACAGUCUUAUCUUCUGAAUAAAGACUGGAAGGCGUGUGAACAACGGGCGGCUGUUCAACCAGUGAGUCCAACUAGCAACACAUGCUAGCUUGCUAACUUUAUAUAGAGACCAAGGCCAGAAUAAAGAUGGAAACAAUACUUAACCUACCAAUCGAAAAUAAAAUAUUUUAUGCUGUUCUGGUGUUCUCAUGGACGGUGUAUCUAUGGGAGGCCUACCUUGCCUACAGACAGCGGAGAAUAUACAGGUUGACCGUGCACGUACCACAAGAGUUGGGAAAGAUCAUGGACACAGAUACCUUUGAGAAGUCACGCCUUUAUCAACUAGACAAGAGCAACUUCAGUUUCUGGUCUGGACUGUAUUCAGAAACUGAGGGGACGCUGAUCCUGCUAUUUGGCGGAAUCCCUUUUGUUUGGAAAGUUGCUGGGACAGUGACUGCUCGUUUUGGAUUGGGUCCAGAGUAUGAGAUCUUCCAGUCUCUUUCGUUUCUGAUACUAGCAACCCUGUUCAGUGCAUUCACUGGCCUUCCCUGGAGUAUCUACAACACCUUUGUUAUUGAGGAGAAGCAUGGCUUCAACCAGCAGACGCUGGGGUUCUUCCUAAAGGAUGCUGUAAAGAAGUUUAUUGUGACCCAGUGUAUCUUGUUGCCUGUGACCUCACUGCUCCUCUACAUCAUCAAGAUUGGUGGAGACUUCUUCUUCAUCUACGCCUGGCUCUUCACACUGGGUGUCUCACUUGUUCUGGUAACCAUCUAUGCGGACUACAUUGCGCCCCUAUUUGACAAGUUCACCCCUUUGCCAGAGGGUGAGCUGAAGGAAGAGAUUGAAAGCAUGUCGAAGUCUAUCAGUUUCCCUCUCACUAAGGUCUAUGUUGUAGAAGGUUCCAAGCGUUCCUCUCACAGUAACGCUUACUUCUAUGGGUUCUUCAAGAACAAGCGCAUAGUGUUGUUCGACACCCUGCUGGAGGACUACUCUCCCCUCAACAAGGACGGAGAGACUGACACACCAACCGAGGACAAAUCCAAGCUCAAGAACAAGAAGCAAGGCUGCAACAAUCCAGAGGUCUUGGCGGUGUUGGGCCACGAGCUGGGCCAUUGGAAGUUGGGCCACACUGUGAAAAACAUAGUAAUCAGUCAGAUGAACUCCUUCCUGUGCUUCUUCCUCUUUGCUGUGCUAAUUGGACGGAAGGAGCUGUUCGUGGCCUUUGGUUUCUAUAACAGCCAGCCCACUUUGAUUGGGUUGAUGAUCAUAUUCCAGUUCAUCUUCUCCCCAUACAAUGAGGUCUUGUCAUUCUGUCUGACUGUCCUGAGCCGCAGGUUUGAGUUCCAGGCGGACUCCUUUGCGCUGGGCAUGGGUCGAGCCUCAGAGCUCUACUCUGCACUCAUCAAGCUCAACAAAGACAACCUGGGCUUCCCUGUGGCUGACUGGCUCUUUUCCAUGUGGCACUACUCCCACCCUCCCCUCCUGGAGCGCCUACGGGCCCUGGGAAGCACCAAGCAGGACUGACGAGUCCCAAAAGGAGAGCCACGCCCGCUGCCUCACCCCAAGGGUCUCCGCAGGCCUCUUCUGGCACUCUGAUGUAGUCUCCCCAAUUUUCCUUUCUGUUUCCCUAUUUUUGUUCUCCUUUAUCCUCGCCAUUAUGUUCCUUUUUUGGUAAUUUUUUCCCCACAGUUUCAAACUGGCACAAUACCAAAAGUUUUCAGAAAUCUAGUGUGAGACAAGAAGAUCUGCGGCUAUGCUUAUUCUAGGUGUAAUGGAGUUAAGAAUGUACCAUAAGCUCAUGCCACAGCUAGCUUGACAUGUUGCCGAUGGAGCUAUCGAUUUAUACAUUUUCCCGAUAGCUCAAACGGUUUGUAAGUUGUCAAGGAGUGCAGUCACGUGUGCUAGCCAGGCAUAGGUCCUGAGUUCGAGCUCUGCGAGCCUAAUUGGGAGGAACCUGUACUCACUAAGCAAGCAGUGUGACAUCCGUAACACAGGGAAACAUGAACAUGCAAUACAAUUGUGGGCAUAAAUAAUUACCCGAACAUUUUUAGUUUAAGCACUUGCUGCUAGUACAGGUCACAUUGAUCAAGGAUUUCUCAUAUUCCAGCAAGGUUUACAUUUUUUACUGAAGUUUUAUUUGAAUUUCAUUUUACUCCCCUGAGAAUUUGUCAUUACAAAUGUUUUCUCAUAAAACCUUGAUGUACAGUAAUGGAACUAUCCCUGGCCAGUAGGUGUGGCACUAUCCCUGGCCAGUAGGUGUGGAACUAUCCCUGGCCAGUAGGGGUGGCACUAUCCCUGGCCAGUAGGGGUGGCACUAUCCCUGGCCAGUAGGAGUGGCACUAUCCCUGGCCAGUAGGUGUGGAACUAUCCCUGGCCAGUAGGGGUGGCACUAUCCCUGGCCAGUAGGGGUGGCACUAUCCCUGGCCAGUAGGGGUGGCACUAUCCCUGGCCAGUAGGGGUGGCACUAUCCCUGGCCAGUAGGGGUGGCACUAUCCCUGGCCAGUAGGGGUGGCACUAUCCCUGGCCAGUAGGGGUGGCACUAUCCCUGGCCAGUAGGGGUGGCACUAUCCCAUCCCUGGCCAGUAGGGGUGGCACUAUCCCUGGCCAGUAGGGGUGGCACUAUCCCAUCCCUGGCCAGUAGGGGUGGCACUAUCCCAUCCCUGGCCAGUAGGGGUGGCACUAUCCCAUCCCUGGCCAGUAGGGGUGGCACUAUCCCAUCCCUGGCCAGUAGGGGUGGCACUAUCCCAUCCCUGGCCAGUAGGGGUGGCACUAUCCCAUCCCUGGCCAGUAGGGGUGGCACUAUCCCAUCCCUGGCCAGUAGGGGUGGCACUAUCCCAUCCCUGGCCAGUAGGGGUGGCACUAUCCCAUCCCUGGCCAGUAGGGGUGGCACUAUCCCUGGCCAGUAGGGGUGGCACUAUCCCUGGCCAAUAGGGGUGGCACUAUCCCUAUCCAAUCCAUUUUUGGGGGGCGGGGGUUGAGAAAAAAAUAUCAAGAGUGACAAUAGGCUGUACAGCGAAUGGGCCAUCAAUUUAUUAUUAAUAGUAUAUCCUACUGGUCGAUUGGCUCCAUCUACAACUGUUUAUUAUGAGAGGUGUGUCUGAACACUAGAACUUUAAAAGAUACACACCUUUUCAGAUUUAGUCAAGACUAUGCUUGAGAUGGAUCAAGUUAUACAGGUAACUGCCAAAGUAAUGAAACAAGGGAUACAAAGAAUAUUGAAAGCAGGUGCUUCCACACAGGUGUGGUUCCUGAGUUAAUUAAGCAAUUAAUAUCCCAUCGUGCUUGGGGUCAUGUAUAAAAAUGCUGGGCAGGCCAUUAUUUUGGCUACCAUGACAAUGCCCCUAUGCACAGGGCAUGAGUGGUCAAAUUACAUUUUAUUUGUCACGUGCCGAAUACAACAGGUGUAGUAGGCCUUACCAUGAAAUGCUUAUUUACAAGCCCUUAACCAACAAUGCAGAGUAAGAGGGGGGGACAAUGCAAAUAGUCUGGGUAGCCAUUUGAUUAGAUGUUCAGGAGUCUUAUGGCUUGGGGGUCGAAGCUGUUUAGAAGCCUCUUGGACCAAGACUUGGCGUUCCGGUACUGCUUGCCGUGCGGUAGCAGAGAGAACAUUCUAUGACUAGGGUACUGGAGUUUGACAAUUUUUAGGGCCUUCCUCUGACACCGCCCGGUAUAGAGGUCCUGGAUGGCAGGAAGCUUGGCCGUUCGCACUACCCUCUGUAGUGCCUUGUGGCCGGAGGCCGAGCGGUUACCAUACCAGGCAGUGAUGCAACCAGUCAAGAUGCUCUCGAUGGUGCAGCUGUAGAACCGUUUGAGGAUAUUAGAACCCAUGCCAAAUCUUUUCAUUCUCCUGAGGGGGAAUAGGUUUUGUCGUGUCCUCUUCACGACUGUCUUGGUGUGCUUGGACCAUGUUUGAUGUAAUAUGUAAACUCAGCAAAAAAAGAAACGUCCUCUCACUGUCAACUCUGUUUAUUUUCAGCAAACUUAACAUGUGUAAAUAUUUGUAUGAACAUAACAAGAUUCAACAACUGAGACACAACCUGAACAAGUUCCACAGACAUGUGACUAACAGAUAUUGAAUAUUGUGUCCCUGAACAAAGGGGAGGUCAAAAGUAACAGUCAGUAUCUGGUGUGGCCACCAGCUGCAUUAAGUAUUGCAGUGCAUCUCCUCAUGGACUGCACCAGAUUUGCCAGUUCUUGCUGUGAGAUGUUACCCCACUCUUCCACCAAGGCACCUGCAAGUUCCCAGACAUUUCUGGGGGGAAUGGCCCUAGCCCUUACCCUCCGAUCCAACAGGUCCCUGAUGUGCUCAGUGGGAUUGAGAUCGGGGCUCUUCGCUGGCCAUGGCAGAACACUGACAUUCCUGUCUUGCAGGAAAUCACGCACAGAAUGAGCAGUAUGGCUGGUGGCAUUGUCAUGCUGGAGGGUCAUGUCAGGAUGAGCCUGCAGAAAGGGUACCACAUGAGGGAGGAGGAUGUCUUCCCUGUAACGCACAUCGUUGAGAUUGCCUGCAAUCACAAUAAGCUCAGUCCGAUGAUGCUGUGACACACCGCCCCAGACCAUUACAGACCCUCCACCUCCAAAUCGAUUCCUCUCCAGGGUAUAGGCCUCGGUGUAACGUCCAUUCCUUCAACGAUAAAUGCGAAUCCUACCAUCACCCCUGGUGAGACAAAACCGCGACUCGUCAGUGAAGAGCACUUUUUGCCAGUCCUGUCUGGUCCAGCGACAGUGGGUUUGUGCCCAUAGGCGACGUUGUUGCCGGUGAUGUCUGGUGAGGAUCUGCCUUACAACAGGCCUACAAGCCCUCAGUCCAGCCUCUCUCAGCCUAUUGCGGAGCAUCUGAGCACUGAUUGAGGGAUUGUGCAUUCCUGGUGUAACUCGGGCAGUUGUUGCCAUCUUGUACCUGUCCCGCAGGUGGGAUAUUCGGAUGUAUGGAUUCUGUGCAGGUGUUAGAAGUGGUCUGCCACUGCGAGGACGAUAAGCUGUCCGUCCUGUCUCCCUGUAGCACUGUCUUAGGCGUCUCACAGUACAAACAUUGCAAUUUAUUGCCCUGGCCACAUCUGCAGUCCUCAUGCCUCCUUGCAGCAUGCCUAAGGCACAUUCAUGCAGAUGAGCAGGGACCGUGGGCAUCUUUCUUUUGGUGUUUUUCAGAGUCGGUAGAAAGGCCUCUUUAGUGUCCUAAGUUUUCAUAACUGAUCUUAAUUGCCUACCGUCGGUAAGCUGUUAGUGUCUUAACGACCGUUCAACAGGUGCAUGUUCAUUAAUUGUUUAUGGUUCAUUGAACAAGCAUGGGAAACAGUGUUUAAAACCUUUACAAUGAAGAUCUGUGAAGUUAUUUGGAGUUUUUAACGAAUUAUCUUUGAAUGACAGGGUCCUGAAAAGGGAAUUUUUAUUUUUUUGCUGAGUUUAGGUAGGGGGAAAGUGACUAUGCAUAGAUAAUAAACAGCGAGUAGCAGUGUAAAAAAAGGGGGUCAAUGAAAAUAGUCUGGGUAGCCUUUUGAUUAAUUGUUCAGUAGUUUUAUGGCUUGGGUGUAGAAGCUGUUAAGGAGCCUUUUGGACCUAAACUUGGCUUGAUGAACAUGAACUAUGUAAACCAUAUGCCACGGCCGUCUCAGUCACCAGAUCUCAACCCAAUUGAAUACUUGUGGCAGAUUCUGGAGCGGUGCCUGAGACAGUGUUUUCCACCACCAUUAAAAGACCCAAAUUAUGGAAUUUCUUGUGGAAUAAUGGUAUUGCGUCCCUCCAAAAGAGUUCCAGAUACUUGUAGAAGCUAUGCCAAAGUGAAUUUUAAGCUGUUCUGGCAGCUCAUUGUAGCCCAACACCCUAUUAAGACACUAUUGGUCUUUCCUUUAUUUUGGCAGUUACUCUAAUUAAGGGUUGAGUGCCUGUGACUUCCCAGGGAUGUGGUGAUAGUUUUUAAGUAAUACUUGGGCCAAUGAUGGACCAAAGGAAUGUUCAAUUUAGGUAAAAUUUCCUAGUUUCUUUUUAUAACACAAUUUCAGUUUUUUAAUGCACUUUUAACGGCCUGACCAUACUGUACUUGUAAAUCAUUGAUUAGCGUAAUGGCAAAGGGAGAAGAAAGUGAAUGGAUUUGUUAUAUAUGGUUUGGACUCUACUGUUAAUGUGUUAUUGUUUUGUUUCUUCUCUUUUGGUGCCUGUGUGUGCGAGGUGUGAUAGUGAACCCAGUUUUGACUGAAGGGGGGGGGGGGGGGCUACAUCAGAUGAAUCAAGUGUUUGGUUUGUUAUAGAAGGACAUACUUUUCUUGCAGCAUUGUGAAUAAAGUCCCUCAGAGCA
Salvelinus fontinalis (brook trout) is the source of this 6454-nucleotide messenger RNA. RefSeq names its product zinc metallopeptidase, STE24 homolog (gene zmpste24). The transcript has 10 exons. Bases 310 to 1686 code for a protein of 458 amino acids. NCBI's taxonomy places the organism in Eukaryota, Metazoa, Chordata, Actinopteri, Salmoniformes, Salmonidae. Gene Ontology annotation, molecular function: metalloendopeptidase activity. The record is from RefSeq and is a predicted model, not a curated record. Gene Ontology annotation, cellular component: endoplasmic reticulum membrane. Gene Ontology annotation, biological process: CAAX-box protein processing.